AUGUGCAUGUCUGACUCAACAUGGCAGUACACACUGCAGACUUUGAUCUGAAACUACAGGAGACAAAGUAAAAUAAUAUGCUACCUUUGCCGGUGCACUGGGUGGGGAGAGAGUGAGAGUCACAAGUUCGUUUCGGUUGUAUACAAUGCGUACACGGAAGGGCACAGGGCGGUUUGUGAUGGCCGUGUCUCAGUGGAUGUUCUGUGCUGCAGUGCUGCUCCUCCUCAUCCAGGGGCUCCAGUGUUCUCCUGUUCCCCCUGCUUGUCCGGAGUCCUGCCUUUGUCAGAAAGGUCUGCUAAACUGUUCCUUCGCUGGCCUUUCCCAGGCCCAACAACAUGUUCCAUCCACUGUCACUGAACUAGAUCUAUCUCACAACCUCCUGAAGUCCGUUACCCCCUCAUGGUCAAGUUGGAGGCUUGAGAGUCUAUGGCUUGGACACAACAGCAUCACUCACCUGUCUCUGUGUGUGCGGAGGACCUGGAGGGGUAAAUAUUGGAAAAUCCCCCUCUCACGUAGCCGAGGGAGAUGUGUGUCCUGGGCCCCAACUCUGCAGCUGCUCUCUGCUGAGAGGAACCAGCUAGAGAUGAUUCCUGAAGGCCUGGGAGGUAGUGAGUUCCUACAGGUGCUGCAGCUCUCCCACAACAGGAUCUAUGACCUGCGACCUGGAGACCUGUGCAGGUGCCCCCUUCUGAGAGAGAUCCAUCUGCAGCACAACCGUAUCUCCAACCUCCAUCCACAGGCCCUGAGGGACAUGCCAGAGCUCAGGGUCCUGGAUCUGAGCUUCAACUUGUUGACCACGAUCACUCCGUCAGCCUACCUGUCGCUGCGUAACCUGAAUGCCCUGGUGGAGGUGAGUGGGAACAGGUGGAGGUGCGACUGCAGCCUGCGGAGCUUGAGGAGGAAGAUGGCCUACGACAGGGACAGGGCCCUGCAGCAGACCUGGAGGGGGGUGGUGUGUACAUCCCCCUCCACCCAAGCAGGUAGAGACCUGCUACACCUGGAGGACAGUGACCUCACCUGCUCUACUGCUGAGAACAGGGUGGGGCUCCACCAGGAUGUGACAGUGGAUAAAGGGAUGGAGAUCCUGCUGCCCUGUGGCUCUCCAAAGCAAGAUUCAACAUGGUGGACGCCCAAUGGACAAGUUCCUGGGAGCCAGGCAGGCCUGCUGAUCAGUAACAUCACAGAGCGAGACGCAGGACUGUACGUGUGCGUCUCUGGGCCACACGAGGAGUCUGUGUCUGUAUUCAACCUGCUUGUUCACAAGGCAGAGAGGAAAACCAGAGACACUAGGAGUUUACACAGGGAGAGGCUACAGAUGAACUCAGAGUUAGGCAGCAUCCAGGGGGAAGGUCAGGAGACAGACCUGAACUCUCUAGACCUCCACAGGGCUACCCAGAGAACACAGUCUGACUUGGUCCUGGCUGUCUGCCUGUCUGUGUUCAUCACCUUCCUGGUAGCAUUUGUAAUUGGUGCUCUGACCAGACCUCUCCUGGACGCUCUCUGGAGGAGGUGUUGUAGCUGCUGUAACCGUACCAAGCAAAGCGCCUCCCCACCACAAUCGGUCUCCUCUGCCGGGCAGUCCCCCUACGAUAACACGGCCUAUUCAGAUGAGGAUGAGCGAGAGGAACUAGGGACACACAGGGAGAGGAGAGUGACAUUUAGUGGACAUCCUUCAGAACAAAGGGAUCAGAAUAGUAUUCCAUACUAUGAUACUGUGGCCAAUGGCAUGCAGGACAACCUCGCUGGGGAAUAUGAUGCAACAUAUGAGAAUGUUCCGGAGAGGGAUACCUCACACCCCUCUCUUGAGGUCUAUCACCCGCCUGAGGAGGAGAAGCCUAGGGUACGGGGCUCUGUCAGCUCAGGAAGCUUCCGACAUGACAACCCAGAGACAGACACUCACAUUGGAGAUCUCUCUGAUAUGUCUCUGAGUGAUCCACAAAGGGGCGCUUACCCAGUCCAUACCCACGGCAUGGAGUUUGAAUCCAUCCCCGACCCAGAACAGUUGCAGGGGUGUCGAAGCUUGUCUGUGUCUUCACACUCUGACCAGGAGAGUCCAGAUAGGGAUCAGGAUAUGGACUGGCCCAAAGACAAUUUGGCUCAGAGAUUGGAGGAGCUCAAGACCCGGAAGAAUUCCUGGGAGCCUCAAUCCCCCCAGAAGGAAGGCGACUCCUUUGAGCGCAGUUCAGAUUUCCCUACAGUUAAACCAGUUGAUGUUCUACAGAUCAACAUUGGCAGAGUGGGUGAGAUCCCUGGAUUUGCUUAUAGGAAAUCAAACAUGGCAGAUCCCAACCCCAUGGAUCCUGAGCUGUGGAAUGACAGCGGAGAGAGCUUUGAGUUCCCUGAUUCCAUCCAAGGUGCAUCGGCACGAUCCAGUAGUCAAGAUCUUUCAGGUUCUGCUUUUGCUGAUCAGUUGAGAAAAGAGUAUGAACAAGCGUGGAAUAAAGAAACACUUGUGGAAGAAUGGAGGGAGAAUGAUGAGUCCAGCUCCAGCAACUCAAGUGACAGUGGGAAUGAACCUACAGAGUACACUGUGAACCCAGAGAUGGGGGUAGUGAAGGAGAAGGAGAUUAUCCAGGAUGCACUACUUACACAUGAUAGCACAACAGACCCUGCAGCAGCGAACCCCUAUCUCAAACAUGAUGUUAGUUUGGACAAGCAGCACUAUAAGGACCCAGUCAGUCCCUCUCCAGAUGAGGAUGGAUUUCAUGUGAGUGAACUGAGACAGGAAGUUCAACGCUCUCAUUUGUUUUCAGAGCACUCUGAUUUGUCCAGUGAUAGUAGUGAUGAACCCACAAAGUACACAGUGAACAAGGAUAGCGAUGAGGAAGAGGAGGAUGAAGCUCAAGUCCCAGCUGUGACACACAAAGGUCCAUCUCUCAGUCUUGGAGACAUUAAUGUCUCUUUGGCUCCAAGGAAAGCUCUCAAUAUUGGCUUUUCCAAGGAUGGUUUUCAAUAUCAACCAGAGCCUGAGACAAGGUUGACUGGCGUGGGUCUUUCUUUCCAGAGUGCCAUCACCCCAAAGGAGACUUCAUUGCCCUCAGACGGGACAAGGGCUGGAGAGUCUCCAGCUCCAUUCUAUAUCCCCAGCCUCAGGAGAUGUCUGGAUAUUCAGCCUCCUCAGGACACUACACCUGCUCCACCACGGACACCACCACCCUCUGGUUCAUCCUCUUCUAGAAGUGAAAGUGAGGAUGAGACUACAAUGAAUCAAAAAAGAGAAGAGAAAGCUAAGGUCCCAGAUUCAUCUUUCAUUCCCGCAGGCAUUGAUGUCUCUUUUGCUCCAAGGAAAGCUCUCAAUAUUGGCUUCUCCAAGGAGGGUCUUCGAUAUCAAUCAGAGCCUGAGACAAGGUCGACAAGCUUGGAUCUCUCCUCUCAGAGUGAAUUCACCCCAAAGGAGCCGCUUCCCCAACAUCGAUUCCCAGAAGGGACAAGGACUGGAGAGACUCCACUAGAUAUCCCCAGCAUCCGGGGACAUUUAGAUAUUCAGGCCACUCAGGAAACUCCACCUGCUGCCCCAGGGUCACGCCGACCUGCUGGUUCAUCCUCUUCUAACAGUGAAAGUGAGGAUGAGACGACAAUGAAUCAAAAAAGGGAAGAGAAAUCUCAGGACUCCGAUUCAUCUUUCAUUCCCGCAGGCAUUGAUGUCUCUUUUGCACCAAGGAAAGCGCUCAAUAUUGGCUUCUCCAAGGAGGGUUUUCAAUAUCAAUCAGAGCCAAGUUUGACUGGCAUGGGUCUAACCUCCCAGAUUGCCAUCAGUACAAAGGAGCCCCUUCCCAAAUCUUCAAUUCCCUCAGAUGGGACAAGGGAUGAAGAGUCUCAAGUUCCACUCUAUAUCCCCAGUUUCAAGAGACAUGUGGAUAUUCAGCCUCCUCAGGAGACUCCACCUGCUGCCCCACAAACACCACCACCCUCUGGUUCAUGCUCUUCUGGAAGUGAGAGUAAGGAACUUGACAGGGAGGUCCCAGAUGUCACACACAAGGAUCCAUUUCUCAGUCUUGGAGACAUUAAUGUCUCUAUAGCCCCAAGGAAAGCUCUCAAUAUCAGCUUCUCCAAGGAGGGUUUUCAAUAUCAACAAGAACCUGAGACAAGGUCGCCUAGCUUGGAUCUCUCCUCUCAGAGUGAAUUCACCCCAAAGGAGCCUCUUUCCAUAUCUUCAAUUCCCUCAGAUGGGACAAGGGAUGAAGAGUCUCUAGUUCCACUCUAUAUCCCUAUUUUCAGGAGACAUGUGGAUAUUCAGCCUCAUCAGGAAACUCCACCUGCUUCCCUACGAACAUCACAUAACUCUGAAUCAACCUCUUCCAGCAGUGAGAGUGAAGAUAAGACUACAAUGAACCAAGAAAGAGAAGAGGAGAAAGCUAAGGUCCCUGAUGUCACAUAUAAGUAUCCAUCUCUCAGUCCUACAGACACACCCAUUAAUGUCUCCUUUGUUCCAAGGAAAGCUCUCAACAUUGGCUUCUUCAAGGAGAGUUUUCAAAAUCAAUCAUCAGAGUCAAAGUAUGAGAGUAUAACCACCACAAAUGAUAGAGGUUUUCAGGAAGAUGCCAAGCCUGCUCCCAAAACAUCAAUAUUUUACUCCACCUCCUCAGACAGGGCGAGAACUGAGGAGCCACCAGUUCCACUCUACAUCCCUGGACUCUGGAGGCAUCAGAAUAUCCAGCCCUCUCAGGAUGCUACACUUGCCGAAUCAUCCUCUGCUAGCAGUGAGAAUGGAGAUGGGCUUACAGAACACACAAAGAAACCAGGGAGAGACGUCACAGAUUUCUCGCUCAGUCCUGGGGACACGCCUAUUAAUGUCUCCUUUGCCCCAAGAAGAGCUCUCAAUAUCAGCCUUUACAACUCAGCCAGUACCACAGAGGAGGUGGAGAGGAAGACCGGAGCAGAGGACAGGUGGGAAAGGCCAGGGCUUGGUGGUCUGAAGGCACUGUCAGAGACACAAAGGUGGGACACAAAGGACAGUUCUACAAACAUGAAUGUUUCUUUCUCUCAAAUGAGUGCUCUCAAUAUCAACUCAGACAGCAGCACAGAUGAGGUGGGCAGGAGAGCCAGAGCAGACUACAGCAGUCCCAUACUCGAGCGUACCAUUAGCAGAAAGGACGGAGGCUUUGAGGAAGAAACCCAUCCCUUUCCCCAACUGUCUUUACCAAAAACAUCAUCCCUUUUCUACACUUCCACUGAUGAGGCGAGGCCUAUAGAGUCUCCACUCCAAAUCCACCGCCAUAGGAGGCGUCUAGUUGUAGACAUUCAGCCCCACCUGGCUCCACCUAGUGCCCCAGGAACACCACCACCUUUCCCAGAGGGAGAAGAGGCAGCUGGUUCUGGAUGGAGGAGCAGGGGACAACAGAGGUGGAGAGCCAUAGAUGGAUUUGGCCGUACAUCCAUGACACAGGGAGAUGAAGGAGAGAAGAACUAUAUGGGGUUAUUGGCUGCUAAACCAUUCGGCACAGCUCGUCAGUACCAGAGCGUUACCCCAGAAACCAUUAUGGCCACACAGCAUAGUGAGAUCUCCGAGAGGGAUGGUUCUGACCUGACCUUCUCCACUGUAAGACACAGUGAGGCUUAAGACCGACCGUAUUUGUUUGUGCUGAUUUAAGAUAAGUUGCACUUAAUAUUGAGAAAAACGCAGCAGACGACAAAGAGAUUAGAAGUUGGAUUUUAUAUUUUAUUACAGAAUUAUACUGUUCUUACAUUGUAAAAUAUGAGUAAUUUGUGGUGGAAAACCAGACAUGUUUAUCGUAAUGAAAAUGGCUGUUUAUAUGACUUUGAAUGAUAUAAUAGACUGAGGGAUUGUAAAGGUGGGAGCAUUAAACACGGUUUGAAUUUCCCAGA
This is a messenger RNA of Oncorhynchus gorbuscha (pink salmon), 5826 nucleotides long. RefSeq lists its product as uncharacterized. NCBI's taxonomy places the organism in Eukaryota, Metazoa, Chordata, Actinopteri, Salmoniformes, Salmonidae. The transcript is spliced from 5 exons. Gene Ontology annotation, molecular function: protein binding. The record is from RefSeq and is a predicted model, not a curated record. The coding region runs from base 146 to 5560 and encodes 1804 amino acids.